UUAGCGCGUGCUGUUGCGGCGUACGGUGGAAGUGCGACGGUGUUUACAUAUUUGUCUCCACAGCAGCUAGCGCGCGCCGGAGUAGAGCGGGUGUCGGAGGAGACGUGUCUCUGGCGCGAACUGGAGCCGCGCGUCCGGCUGCUUUGCGAGGUGGCCGAAUCCGAAAGCAUGGUCGACGUGAUCCGGGCCACGCUUGAAGCCACGGAUCGCUGGGUCGAGCGCGUCAAGGCGUUUUAUAGGAAGCCAGACUGCUCGUCUGUCCUCGACUCGUCUGUCACUGACUCGUCUGUCCCCGACUCCGCCUGGCCGAGCUUGGUGGUAGCCGAUAUCGGAGUUUCUUAUGAUUCCGUGCUGGCCCAGUACUUCCGCGCUCCAAGUUACUCGUUUUCACCAUCGCCGCUAUACUACGCCCUCUGCGACGAAGCUUUGUUCCGGAGUGUGCUGAAUCCCUGCCAGGUUGAGUUGCCCGGUAUUUGCACGCUGCAGCCAGACGAAGGUCUCGUCCUUGACCCCGCGUUGUUGCCCCUUCUCGCGAAGGCCAUGGCAACCGAGGAGGUCGCGCGCGCAAAUCGCGCUGGCGUCAUCAUUAACGACGUGCAAGCCUUCUAUACUUCUCAAACAAUAGACGCGCUACACAGACGGGAAUUCAGCCGUCAGUCCGCCUUGGGCCCCCGCCCGGGCUUUGAGGUGUAUACUGUUGGUCCCCUGCUGAAGUUUGACGAUCGGUGUUCUGUAUUUGGGGCGUAUUCACGAAAUAAGACGGAUGGAAUCAGGCAGUGGUUGGAAGACAAAGCGCGGGGUAGCGUCGUAUACGUAUCGAUGGGUAGUGCAUACGAUCUGGCCCUGCAGGAUCUAACUGAGCUGGCCCACGGACUGACUUUGGUGGCUGACGCUCUGAACUUAUUUGUGCUCUGGGCACAUAGACCGGUGCAGUUGGAACCGGCGGCAAACUCGGGCCUGGAUAGCAGCGGGCUACCGGCAGGCUGGUUGGAGGCCAACACGCGCCGCGUGAAGGUCUGCCCUUGGGUCGACCAGUUGCGCGUGCUGCAGCAUCCGGCGCUUGGAUGCUUCGUCACACACGCAGGGUGGAAUAGUUUGCUGGAAAGUGUUUGUGUAGGACACGCUCCCCUAGUGUGUGUCCCGUUAUCAUUUGAGCAGCCGGCAAACGCGUGUGUUGUUGAAAAGUAUUUCGAGAUUGGUACCCGUGCAAGAAAGAACCCAACGACUGAUCCCCUCGAGCGAAACAGAUUCGCUGAGACCAUCGAAGACACGCUGCGCAACGCAACACAUUUCCGAGAACGAUUGCAGAAACUACAGGCCCAGGCAACCACUGCCUGGGACAACCACUUGGGAAGCAGCGCACAUACUCUCAGAUCCCUACUUGACCUAAUAGUUAGUUAA
Messenger RNA from Gregarina niphandrodes, 1401 nucleotides. Its product is annotated as glucosyltransferase. NCBI's taxonomy places the organism in Eukaryota, Apicomplexa, Conoidasida, Eugregarinorida, Gregarinidae. The transcript has a single exon. The annotation marks the transcript as partial. The record is from RefSeq and is a predicted model, not a curated record. Gene Ontology annotation, molecular function: UDP-glycosyltransferase activity.